UAUAUGGACAGGUGCUUCUUCACCAGAUAAAAGGCAGCCCAUCCCAGACACAGCAAGUUAUACUAGACCCAGAGUGCAUUAUUGGAUACGCUGUAUCAUCUUUUCAGCAACUGCUUCAUUUGAGCCAUCAACCCUUUUUCUUACCUUUCCAACUGCCUUGGCCCUUCGAACCUGAUCCGCUGGGAGCGAGGCGCCAAAAUGACUCAAAACAAUGACAGUCGUGGAGCCAGCCUCUUCCGGAUUCUCCUCCUUUUGGGAGCGCUGGCUCUCCUAGGCUCGGCCGUGCCCAUCACGGCUCCAGACAUUGGUGGCCUAGGCGCUAUCACCGACGGUAGCCUUACUGAUUCUGCCGAAAUUCUCGCCGCUGCACUUCACAAAGACCAGACGGACCUUUCCAGAAGGGGAAUUCUCGACUUCUUCAAGAAGCCCAAGAACCCGGGCCCGCAGACGCCGCCUCCUUCAGGCCCUGCUCCGAUACCGAAUAAGCCUGGAAUUCUCGAUGGUAUCAAGAACAUUUUCAAGCCCAAGCCCAAGCCAAACCCGGCCCCGGCCCCGCAGACGCCACCACCUGCAGGUCCUGCUCCGGCACCUAAGAAACCUGGAAUUUUCGAUAAGAUCAAGGACAUUUUCAAGCCCAAGCCCAAGCCAAACCCCCCCACUAGCAACCCCCCUACUAACAACUCCCCUGCUAACAACCCCCCUGCUAACAACCCCCCUGCGGCUAACCCGAAAUACCCCAGCGGAGGGGAGCUGACCGCCAUAAAAGCCGAUGUCCAGCGGCUCGCGCCCUACUCCAAGCCGAACCAGCCGCCCGCCGACAAGUCCGUCUUCUUCACGGGCACCGGGGGUGCGCAAAAGAGCAACCAGAUCAAGGCGGCCAUCAAGAAGGAGGGGCUCACGCACCUGGGCAUGAUCUGGAAGGAGCAAGACAAUUUCCUGGUCCGGAAGAACUACAGGGCCGAAUCACAGCCCGCCUUUGACCAGCUCAUCCGGGACAUCUCAAAGUUCUUCGCCAACCGGACAAAGGGGAAGAGGGCGUACCUGGUCAUGUCGCACCGUGCGCAGGCCGCCAGGAACAGUAUCUUUUGGAGCGUCGAGCUCGACGAGCUGAUUAACGGCAACCAUAUCGACACCAUCGUCUGGCUCGACACGGACAAGGUACUCACGGAUCCUACGUACGACUGGAAUGCAGAAACAGAGGUUUACUGGCAACGUGGGAAGCCCAAGCCGCCGGGAGUUUAGGCACGGAGAGGUAAGUAAGAAACAGUCAGCAGGGAGAUGGGAGGAAUAGGGGAGUCAUGGAAAGAAUAGAGUAGGAACAAAUAAACAAGGGAUGGCAUGUUCGGCCUGGACAAAAACCC
Molecule: messenger RNA, 1361 nt
Organism: Gaeumannomyces tritici R3-111a-1
Lineage: Eukaryota; Fungi; Ascomycota; Sordariomycetes; Magnaporthales; Magnaporthaceae
Exons: 2
Coding region: 199-1242 (347 amino acids)
Source: RefSeq, a predicted model, not a curated record